This is a messenger RNA of Arachis duranensis, 714 nucleotides long. RefSeq lists its product as uncharacterized. The transcript has 3 exons. The coding region runs from base 1 to 714 and encodes 237 amino acids. The record is from RefSeq and is a predicted model, not a curated record. NCBI's taxonomy places the organism in Eukaryota, Viridiplantae, Streptophyta, Magnoliopsida, Fabales, Fabaceae.
AUGUCAGGUAUUGACCCAAAUAUCAUCUGUUAUAGACUUGCUAUCAACCCAUCAAUCCAACCUAUAGCCCAGAAAAAGCUUCACCUUGGUACAGACAAGAGGGAAGCCUUCUUAGGAGAAACUCAGAAACUACUCAAUGCUGGAUUCAUAAAGAAACUCAUAUUAACAAGCUGGUUAACAAAUGUGGUCAUGGUUAAAAAACACAAUGGUAAGUGGAAGAUGUGUGUGGACUAUACUGAUCUCAAAAAGGCAUGCCCAAAAGGCGCAUAUCCUUUACCUUAUAUUGACAAAUUAGUUGAUAGCUCAUCUGAUUUUCAAUGCUUAAGUUUCAUAGAUGCAUAUUCUGGCUAUAACCAAAUACUUAUGUAUAUGUCUGACCAAGAUAAAACCGUUUUCAUUACUGACCAUGGUGCAACUUAUCAUAGGCUAAUGGACAAAAUUUUUGCUAACCAAAUUGGACGAAAUAUAGAGAAUUUUGUUAUCCUUCACUUUACGGCUAGAGAGGUAAGGCUUAGGAUAAUAGGGUGUUACAUCAACGUAGGGAUCAGAGUUUUGGUCAUUGAAGUUGAGCUUGUUGAUGGAGUCAUUGGAGGAGAAGUCGGCAGGGGUGGAAUCGAAGAGCAGGGACAGGGAAGGAGGGGUGCGGUGGAGGUGGAAGGAGUGAGGGUAGGAGAGGAAAGAGAUGGAGAAAAGGAAGAUGAGGAGGCUGAGUGA